This is a messenger RNA of Teleopsis dalmanni, 725 nucleotides long. Its product is annotated as H(+)/Cl(-) exchange transporter 3-like. Gene Ontology annotation, molecular function: voltage-gated chloride channel activity. Bases 1 to 588 code for a protein of 195 amino acids. The transcript is spliced from 5 exons. NCBI's taxonomy places the organism in Eukaryota, Metazoa, Arthropoda, Insecta, Diptera, Diopsidae. Gene Ontology annotation, cellular component: early endosome; synaptic vesicle; Golgi apparatus. The record is from RefSeq and is a predicted model, not a curated record.
AUGCUGUUAACGCCGCGGGGUAUAUAUGAUGCUCACAUUGCACUAAAUGGGUAUCCAUUUUUGGAUAGCAAAGAGGAGUUUGCUCAUACAACACUCGCUGCAGAUGUAAUGCAGCCUAAACGAAAUGAAACAUUAAAUGUCAUAACGCAGGACUCAAUGACUGUUGAUGACGUUGAAAAUUUACUAAAAGAAACUGAACAUAAUGGGUAUCCUGUUGUGGUAUCGAAAGAAAAUCAAUACUUAGUAGGAUUUGUUUUAAGAAGAGAUCUCAAUUUAGCAAUUGCAAAUGCCAAACGACUUAUUGAGGGUCUUAAUGGCUCAUCAGUAGUACUAUUCACAUCCACUAUGCCAACACAAAAUCUUGGACCACCUGCUUUGAAAUUAAAGAAAAUUCUCGAUAUGGCACCAAUUACCGUUACGGAUCAAACGCCAAUGGAAACAGUUGUCGAUAUGUUCCGUAAAUUAGGUUUACGACAAACAUUAGUAACACAUAAUGGACGUCUCUUGGGUGUUAUCACGAAAAAGGAUGUACUGCGGCAUGUGAAAAAAAUGGAUGAUGAAGACCCUAACACGGUUUUGUUUAAUUAAAUAUAAAUUAAUUUAAGUAAACUAAGUUGCAACAUUAUUGUUAGCGACAGUCAUUUUAAGAUGUACGCGUUAGCAUUUUAAAAUGCUGUUUAUAUUUGUCAUUAAUAGUAAAAUUCUUUAUUUUUUAUGUGAAAUCU